Messenger RNA from Babesia bovis T2Bo, 1159 nucleotides. Its product is annotated as Apoptosis-antagonizing transcription factor C-terminal family protein. The coding region runs from base 11 to 841 and encodes 276 amino acids. The record is from RefSeq and is a predicted model, not a curated record. Lineage: Eukaryota; Apicomplexa; Aconoidasida; Piroplasmida; Babesiidae. Gene Ontology annotation, cellular component: nucleus; nucleolus. The transcript has 9 exons.
ACAAUAUAAGAUGAAGAAGAAUGUAAAACAAAAUGACAACAAGGUAAAAGCAGUUAAAAAACAAACAGAAACAUAUGUCAACUUGAUUAAGGUGCGCAUCCAGCUGCAAAAGUGCUCAAGCUACCUCGCACGAUGGCCACACCCAUGGAUGCUUAAAUAUAUCGAAAACGAUAAUAUAUCACAAGAAGAAAGUACAAAUGAAUAUAUCCCACAAAUACAACGUGAUCUAGGUCGUAUACUAUUAUACCUGUGUAAUAAUUUAAAGCCUAUAGAUCAGCUACACAUUGAAGAAAGCGACGCUUUCGCAAGUAUAGAUAUAUUACCGAAAGUACGACAACGCAUAUUACAGAGAUUAGACCACUGGAACCAGAAGACCAGCCUAAAGAUCGAUAGCUCAUUUAAAGUGCUAAGCAAGACCAUAUCAUCGCAAAUCAAACACUUCCUAGAAAAUACUGAUACAUUCCUUAAGCAAGCAAAACCGUCAAAUAUACCUGAAAAUAUAAUUGGUUAUGAACUGUUAAAAGAGAAGCUAGGAACACAGGAAGCUAAAACCCUGGUACAAUCCGAAAUUUAUAGCGAUCAGCCAUUCUACGUGCAACUGUUGCGCUACUUAGCUGUCACGGGCCACGAAAGUGAUGUGAACCUGCGUGAAGAAGAGAGUCAACUACGACAUGACCAGGGAGACAAACCACGCAUGUCAGAAGCAAAAACAUCAAAAGCAAGACGAAUAUGCUAUACAACGAUAGAAAAAUUACAGAACUUUGUGGAAAGAACCACAAAUAAAGCAUCAACCAACGCCGAAUUGGCUGACCUGCUCAUCAGAUCGUACUUUAAGGCAUAGGUAUUAACAUUAUACACCAAAAAUGGCCACACGAAUUUAUGAAGUAAUGGUGGAGAAUGACAGCUCUAAAACUGCAGCAUUAGUGGAAGAGUGUAGCAGACUCAUUAGCAGUAACGAAGUGGAUGAAAUAGUACUGAAAGCACCACUCAAACACGCAACGCGCGCUGUGGCCAUAUGCGAGCAGAUAAAAAGAAGAUAUGGUAACCUAGCCACACAGAGUGAACUAAAGGAUAUCUUCAAUGGAAAUACGGGUAAUGAAAGACGGAAGUCAACAUUUCUAGAAAUACGUAUAACAUCGCAAAAUACAGUGAUACCAGA